This is a messenger RNA of Eupeodes corollae, 2989 nucleotides long. RefSeq names its product serine proteinase stubble. Gene Ontology annotation, molecular function: serine-type endopeptidase activity. The transcript is spliced from 6 exons. Gene Ontology annotation, biological process: proteolysis. Bases 776 to 2782 code for a protein of 668 amino acids. The record is from RefSeq and is a predicted model, not a curated record. Lineage: Eukaryota; Metazoa; Arthropoda; Insecta; Diptera; Syrphidae.
GUGUAUGGUAUAGUUGGCUAAAAUCUCAGAAGCUAACCGCAAAAGUGGGGUUCCAUCUCCACACCAUACUACCGCUGAUACCUACAUAUAGUUUAUUCCAAUUCAUAUACACAAUCUGAAUUCAAAAAGCCAAAGCAAAGUUUAAGUUUUCGGUCGGUGGCUGGCACUCACUUUCGGAAGUUGGAACGAUCAACAACACAAACCUUCGACGACGUGAACUUUAAGACCCCCGAGAUCGCAAGCAUACCCAUAAUAACACUGCCAACGAUACUCUUUCAAAGUUUGUCACAAAAUGCACUUAUAGUUUAAAGCCUAUCUCCACCUAUACCUCUACGAGUACCUUUUUAAUUCAAUUCGAUCUUUCGUGCAAGAAAUAAAAGUGAAAACGUUUUGCUCGACAACUACAUUUCUUACAUUUUAAUAUAGUGCGUGAUCAUUCUAUAAUUCAUAAAUGUUAUCGUUUUUUUUGUACGCCCUGUGCAAGCAUAACCUCUCGUAAUCAUCCAGCUAUCAAGAAAUACAAAAUUUUUAUAUUUUUUUGUUUGUUUAAAGUUUGGAACUUAAAAUUGUCUUUUGUAAAGACUUUCGAUUUCGUUUGUUGUUUUUUCUUUUGUGCGUUACGGUCCUAAACGAAAAAAAGAAGUUAUUUUAAAUAGUUUUUAGUGUCUUUUGCUUUAUUGUGUGUGUUACACGUUUGUUUUACAAGAAAUCGCAACAAAAUUCCGAAUGUGGAUAUAACAACGGCUAAUUAUUGGAUUAUAGCUCAUCUUUGAUUAUGGAAACUCAAAUAAUAUGGAUAUGUUUGCUUUCCAUGUGCAUGAGUCUUCUCUUGAUAACUAAUGGACAAGGACAGCUAAUUCCUAACAGUUCAGCUAAUAGUCGAGCAUCUCCUUUUCAGUCACAAUUGGACAACGUUUUUUCAGAUGAAGUUUUCGAUAGCAAACCAAGGCUUGCGAGAAGCUUAAGCCAAGCUUCGGAGAAGCUGAAAAAUGAAAGUGAUGAUGACAGCGACGAUGAUGAUGGAGAUGGCGAUGAUGAUGAUGACAGUGAUUAUAUUUACUAUGAUGAUAAUAGUGACAGUUCCAGUGCUAGUAACGAAUCUGAAGGACGAUUGCUGUCUCAAUCGGCUUUCAAUAGAAUUUCCGAAACUCUAGGUGCUUUAAACACAGUUGGUCACUUUAUUGUAGACAUGACAAGAGGUGGUCAGGACUCAAAAUCAGAAUCGGAUGAAGAUCAUUUGAGAACAACUACGAGCACAACACCAGUCCCUCCUUUGGAUUUGGGAAAGAUUAUUGGAGUAACUAGAAAUGAUAGCAAAUUACAACCUGAUCCAAUCAAACGUAUAGGACAGUCUGACGGAGGGAAUAUUCAAACUUUUGUGGAAAAUAAGAAGAAAAAAAAGAAGAAGAACAAGGUUAAGAAGCACUCUUCGAGUCCAUCAUCUACCACUCCUACUGAAAAAGAUGUUGAGACAUCAUCGACUUCUCGUUCAACUACAACCACAACAACCUCAAGACCGACAUUAGGUACAACUGUAGCAAGUUUCGCUCCGACUACAUCUACUCCGAUUUAUAUUCCAGCGAUUGUUGAUGAUUCAUUGGCAAAAGACGGUGAAAACCGUUGUAAGACCCCCAAUGGCCGACCGGGCAGAUGUGAAGACUUGAGUAGUUGCCCGGCUCUUUUACUGAAUCUUAGCAGCUUGCGGGAAUCUUUGUGUUUCAAGAGUCUUUUUGUUCCGGGUGUUUGUUGUCCACUGACUGAAAGUACCGUUUUGACUACCCAGCGGCCAUUAAGAUUGACACCUAGACCAACCGCAGCAUCAACAACAAUCAGGCCACCAACCAAAAGGCCAGGCUCACCCAAUUUAAUACUUAUUCCACAAAUUAAGCCAGCUUCAACAACAACAACAACGUCAACUACCACGUUUAGUCCAAUUGAUUCAUCUGCCUUAGGUCCAGACUCGAAUGGUUUGGACAUAUUGAAUGGAGGAGUUAUUGACCAAGAUGACUGUGGGCAGCAAGAGCACUCUACGGGACGUAUAGUUGGUGGUACCGAAGCUCCAAAUGGACAAUGGCCAUGGAUGGCUGCAAUCUUCUUGCACGGGCCAAAACGUACUGAAUUCUGGUGCGGUGGAUCGUUGAUUGGUUCGAAAUAUAUUUUGACUGCUGCUCAUUGCACAAGGGACUCAAGGCAAAAACCUUUUGCUGCGAGACAAUUUACUGUUCGAUUAGGAGACAUUGAUCUUUCAACGGAUGAUGAACCUUCGGCACCAGUUACUUUUGGAGUGACUCAAGUUCGGGCUCACGAAAGAUUUUCACGUGUUGGCUUUUAUAACGAUAUUGCAAUUCUCGUCCUUGAUCGUCCUGUUCGAAAAUCCAAAUACGUUAUACCAGUUUGUCUACCCAGGCUUGGACGAAUGCCACCGAAAGAUCGAUUACCCGGUCGUAGAGCUACUGUUGUAGGUUGGGGCACAACCUACUAUGGUGGCAAGGAAUCAACGUCCCAGAGACAAGCAGAGCUGCCUAUUUGGCGAAACGAAGAUUGUGAUCGGUCAUAUUUCCAGCCGAUAAACGAAAAUUUCUUAUGUGCUGGUUAUUCUGAUGGUGGGGUUGAUGCUUGUCAGGGUGAUUCUGGAGGACCGCUUAUGAUGCGCUACGAUGCCCGAUGGGUUCAGCUGGGAAUUGUUUCAUUUGGAAAUAAAUGCGGAGAGCCCGGUUAUCCAGGAGUUUAUACAAGAGUUUCGCAGUAUUUGGAAUGGAUUCAUAAUCAUACCCGGGAUUAGGGUGUUUCCCUCGAAUGCAUAUACUUCAUGUAAGAACGACUACAAAAAGGAACCUAGUCCGUGAUAGAAAUAAUAAUCAUCAUAAUUUUUAGAUAAAUGUACCUUUCAUAUUUAUUAAAAACUUUUAUUAAUUAAAAAAAAAAAACCGUCUAUAGUGGUAACAUCUAACUAAAUUAUUUUUGAAAUAAAUCAACCCAUAAAAUUGUA